GCGGGCCCUGUUACUGAAUCAAGAAGUGUUUGGUGCUGCGGCUUAGACGGCUUACCCACUCACAGCGACGUCGGACGUCAGGUGAAUUCCCGGGGAGGCCCUAGUGCCGAGAGAGCAGGAACUCCCGGGCUCGGGGAGCCACCGAGGAGCACAACCUCCGCGCACCGCGCCGGGCCUCGGAGCGCAAACGUCUCAGCGCUUGAUUGCGCUCCCAGCGCCCACCGGAGGGCGCUCCGCCCCCCAGAGAAAGCUCUGGACGCCGACGACUGAGGUCCAGGGGCUCAGGACAAAUUGGUCACCCAGGUGCUGUUUGAUGGGCUCCUUUCUCAAGCCCUAGAACCCGGUGGCUCAGACACUUCACCGAUCUGAGAACAUGAGUAGAGAGAAGGAAGAGGCAUUAUUUAGUAUACUUAGUAUAUAUGAUGAGCCAGAGGAGGGGAGCAACAUGCCGGAAAGUUCUGGCAUUUCCCAGGAUGAAGACCAAGCACAGACCCAACCUGAGGGGGUGUAUGGGACACCCCAGCAGCCUCUUGGGUCCCCGAUGCAGCAUGACCCAGUUUAUCAGCAGCAGUGGGUCCUCCAGACUCCAGACAGAUCUGAGCUCCAGGCCAGUUGGCUCUCUGAGACGGAGCCAGAAGCAGCAGCAGAGCUGAACCCCAGCUUCCCGCCAGGACCCGAAUUUGGCCAGGCUUGCCCUUCGCCUCCGCCCAGUGAAGAAGUCUGGUCAUUCCUCAGGGCAAUUCCACCCAUUCCAGAUGAAGUGGUCGUCAGGCAGAGGGUCCCACGGAGGUCCUGGAAGGUUGGCAGGCUCCGCCAUGGAAAGAAAGUCUAUGCCGUUGCCAUUAGCUCAACUCACCAUGUAUACACGUGUGGCCACGGCUACAUUAAGGUGUGGGACAAGAGCGCUCUGUACAGCUACAACAUGCCCCCGCAGGCCCAGCUGGACCUGCAGGACCGCCAGAACUGUGUCCUCACCUGCAAGCUCUUCCCUGACGAGCGGAGCCUCAUCACUGGGGGUCUGUCCCGGAGCCUGACUCUCUGGGACCUGGCACCCACACCCCGCAUCAGGGCACAGCUGGCCUCCACGGGCCCCAUGUGCUAUUCCCUGGCACUCUCCUCCAAUGCCCAGAUCUGCUUGGCUUGUUUCAAAGGAUUUGUCGAGAUUUGGGAUUUGCGGAACCAGAUCUUGAUCAGGAAGCAUGAAGUCCCAGAAUAUGGGUCCCGAUGUGUGGACAUCGUGGGCAAUAAGUUCUGGACGGGAGGUGAAGACACCAGACUAUAUUCCUGGGACCUGAGGAGCUACCAGAGGUUACAGCAGCACGAUUUGCAGCAUGAGAUCCUCAGCAUUACCCAUGACCCCAGUGAGGAAUGGGUGCUGGUAGGCUUGAGAACAAGUGAUAUCAUAAUCCUCCACACACAUCGGAGAGAGAAGUUCAAGGCAGUCCUUCAUAAAUACGUCAACCACCACAACCUCAAGUUUGCCUCCUGUGGGAGCUAUUUUGUGACCACACUGGACGAGUCGAUCCACUGCAUAGCUGCACCUUCUCUACAAAGGCAGAGGAGCCUACGGAUAUUCUGUGUUGUGAUGUGUCUUCAGACAACCAGUAUCUGGUCACGGGCUCCAAGAAUAGUGCCACGGUUUACCAGCUCUUGUACUGAAGUUUGCAUGUUGUGCUCCUGAUGGUGAAGACCCAGAGGAGGCCGGCAGGCUGAGGGGAUGACCAUCUUCAUGCCCUGAUACCUCCACCUUACCCUCGAUGGCCGGUCAUCUGGCCAUUCCCUCCUCCCAGUACACACCUAGUCUGUGCUCUCAGGUUUUUAUGAUAUGGCUUAGGAGUUUUUCUUUGUUAUUAUUCUACCACUGAUUUCUGCAUUUCAGUGGGGGAAACUUGCCUUUAUAAUUAACAAAAUAGAAAAGCAAAAACCAAAA
Molecule: messenger RNA, 1930 nt
Organism: Canis lupus familiaris (dog)
Lineage: Eukaryota; Metazoa; Chordata; Mammalia; Carnivora; Canidae
Gene: TLE7
Product: TLE family member 7
Exons: 10
Coding region: 374-1681 (435 amino acids)
Biological process (GO): negative regulation of canonical Wnt signaling pathway; regulation of DNA-templated transcription
Cellular component (GO): nucleus; transcription regulator complex
Molecular function (GO): protein binding; transcription corepressor activity
Source: RefSeq, a predicted model, not a curated record